AUGGAUCACCUGACUGCGCUCUUCCAGGAGAUGUGGCGUCAAGGUGAAGUCCCGCAAGAUGUCAAGGACGCCACCAUCGUGCAUCUCUACAAGCGAAAGGGGAACCGCCAAGUCUGUGACAAUCACCGUGGCAUCUCCUUGCUGAACAUCGCCGGGAAGAUCUUCGCUCGCAUCCUUCUCAACCGCCUCAAUAACCACCUGGAACAGGGCCUUCUGCCGGAAAGUCAAUGCGGCUUCCGUCGUCAUCGUGGACCUGACGAAAGCCUUCGACACGGUGAAUCGUGA
Messenger RNA from Spirometra erinaceieuropaei, 285 nucleotides. NCBI's taxonomy places the organism in Eukaryota, Metazoa, Platyhelminthes, Cestoda, Diphyllobothriidea, Diphyllobothriidae. The record is from the annotation of a GenBank genome assembly.